CAGCACCUCUCGACAGCAAUAACACUUUUAUCUAAUUCCAAAAGUGGCAUGUUUUACACAUCAAGAGCUUUCGUUCAUCACUUUAUCUCAUAAAGUCUUUUCCUUCUCAAAUAAGUUACACAACCCACAUUAUACACGCUAAACUAAUCGCGCCACGCCGCGUCAAAGCGUGUUAAGCUGUACAGCAUGAGCUUCAACAGCAUAAACCCUGGGAACCAAAGCAAAAAGACCCACCACACCCUCUUACCAUCACAUAUCACUCGCUUUGGUUCCGUCUCAGACAGUCUAGAGUCAGAGGACCCUCUAGCCAGAGAUGCACCAACAAGAAGUCAUAGCCAAAGCCCGGUUAAGCAACAUCCAGGUUCCUUGACCCCAAGUGGUAGGUCAAGUCUCGCUGUCGUUCUCACGCGGUCACCAGCGCAUCUCGAAGCCUACAGAGGAGUCAGCAUCGAUGAGGAAGAUGGCUUUGAUGCCCCGGUCACGUCAGAUCUUACUCCACGGGGAAGACCAAAGUCGUUAUUCAAAGCAGUCAACGCUCUGAAAACGUCGAGUCCAGGUGGUACACAGACGGGAGUUUCCAGCGAUGCAACGUCUACAACACCAGCGCGAGGAAGAGGGAGACCUAAAGGCUCAACGAAUAAAUCAAAGGGUCUACAAACAGCAGCUGGAGCUCGACAGGCCCGACAAGCUGCUACUAAGCCGCGGCCUCACCCCAAUGGCUUUCCAAAACGAAGAGGCCGACCACCAAAGCAACCUUCUCCUCCUCCAGAGACCAUCUACUAUCAAGUGGAUGCACCAAUCUUCCCGUUUCUGUGUGAGUGGAGAGACUGCAAGGCUGAACUACAUAACCUCGAAACUCUCCGACGGCACGUUUAUAUCAUCCACGGUGAUGAUGUCAACUGCCUGUGGGGAGAGUGUGGGAUGUUGGAGAAACCAUCCGAGUUUGAGACGGACGCGGGGUUUAAAGAGCACAUCGAGGAGGCGCAUCUAGUGCCUCUAUCGUGGCACUGCGGUGAUGGGUUUAAUAAUAAUCUUGGUGAGCGGAGUUUGCCGAACACAGCAGAGGAUGUACCAGAUUAUCUCAAGGAUGAACACGGGAACCAGGUCACUCCCUCGAUACGAGAUCAGCAGGAAGAAGAUUUGUUUACGUGGAGAAAGAACCGGCGGAAACUCAAGGAGCUGCUCAUUCGUAUGAACGACAACCUCCCCGAUGAGUCAGACGAAGAAAUGGGAGUUGAGAGACAAGCAGUUUGAGGGGUUCAGAGAGGUUGGUUAACAGAAUUGAGUGCAAGUCCGGCUCGGGUCUAAUGCAAAGCGAUUUUAUGAUUCAAGGUUACCUUUUGGGUAUUGAUGGUCCUGAAGUUUCGUUCCGUGAGGGUGACCUUGAUGUCUUGCUAUCAGUGGCUUGUGAGAGGAGCUUUUGCCCAGAGAAACAUGUGGAGAGAUGUCUCAUCCCCGCGUUUGAUGAGGUGAUGAUGGUGACCGUCAUUAUGCUUAUACGAUUACACGUGAAAAGAAGCUGCCGUUUGAUUGGAGCUCCUGAACAGUUGAGUACUAGAGGCGAAAUUAUCAGCCACAGCUGCGAGCUUCUCAAACUCGAUUUUCCUGUGUUGAGAUCUCUCAAAUGAGGCUGAACUUGCG
Molecule: messenger RNA, 1641 nt
Organism: Fusarium oxysporum Fo47
Lineage: Eukaryota; Fungi; Ascomycota; Sordariomycetes; Hypocreales; Nectriaceae
Exons: 1
Coding region: 187-1254 (355 amino acids)
Molecular function (GO): DNA binding
Source: RefSeq, a predicted model, not a curated record